GACAUGUUUUAAUGACAACUCGUGAUAUGUAAGUAAGUACCUACAUAAAGAAUAAAGAUCAUUUAAUUCAGCAAAGGUUACAGAUAUACCAGGGGUUUCCGCACUAGGCAAUGCCUGUAUCGCGGGGAACCAAAUUACAUAUCACAAGAUGUAAUUAAAACAUGUCGAAUUUAACUCGAUAGCGUCGGCAGUCAGUAGGAUGAAGGUCGGAUAGGCUGUCCUAUCACAAGAAGCUGGAAAGUUUAGACGCUUAUAGAGCCAUGUCGUAAAGAGAUAUGACUUUACAGUAUAAAUAAGUGCCGCAACACCUAUCCAAAAACCGGCGACGGGUUGGAAAUUACCAAAAAUUACGAUGUUAAUAUCAGAAAAGAUUUGAAAGCCGCAGCACAUACCUACGGAAAGGACAACUUAGAACAAAAACGUCUGAUGCAACCCAUUAGGCAUACAGUCUCGACCCCAAAUAGAUGGGACACAGGAACGGGAAAAGAUUAGGUGACAAGCUGUUCAAAGCAAUGUGGAAAUAUGCCCCAACCCAAUUCUCUUCUCAGGUACUUAUGGAUUCUAAACGCGUCCCUCAUCCCAUUAAUGCUAGUAGAGGCGCUCAUUCGACGAGUACGGAGGCAGAAUAUUUUAACUCACUCUUACACUGAAUAAGAGUCAGCUUCAUCCUAUCAAGUCAGCAAAGAAACUUAAAGAAGCAUAUCCAACAAAUAUUAACUCAGCAUCUAUUGCAGCUACCAAGGCACCCUCAACCAUAUAUGUGUCUGAAUAUCCAUUUUAGGGUUAACACAGACGGAUCGCCACUUAAAUAUAUGGACACUGCGCGAUAUGUUUGCAACUCUGCACGCGAAUCGCCGAUUUCCACUCAAGUUGCAGCUUCAAUGCAACGUCCCACGAAAAAUGGUUUCCGUCCUUAACAACAUGCCUGUCUUCAUUCUUCCGAUUGAUACCUAAUCUUCAUCAAAAUACCCUACUACACCAUGCUCUAAGUUCUAAGUAUUUGCAUAGUAAUUGACAGUGAAGCAAAAGCGGGUGCAGUUUGAUGAAAUUCUUCAAUACUGGGUUGAAUUUCAAGUGAAAUGAGUCGCCUACUUCCAAAAAUAGACGGUUAAUCAUUUCAAAUACCUAUCAUCAUCAUCAUAUGUAGGUUUACCUUAAUAAAAAUUAAAAUCUAGAAAAAAAGUCUAGUUAAUGAUUUAAAAUUGAGGCGUGAGGCGGGCGGGCGGGCGGCCGGCCGGCGGCGACCCCGCGCAGGCGCGCCGCGUGCAGCCUCCGCUCUCACCCUCAUCUUCAGUGCAACCACACUUCCCUACCGCGCGCCCGCGGUCUUCCUCGCGCGACUCAUAUUAUGCACUGAACUGCAACUUACGUCAUCUUACAGAAACAAUAGACAAUCACUAAUGACAAACAUGACAACACAAUGCGAGAUGGACACCGCUAAACCUACAAUAUGUUUUUGUUUUUAUGAACCCGUACGUGUAAAGUGGUGAAUCAUUUCUUGAUCAGGUGAGAGCAUGACGUCACUUCAACCGUCAUGUUUGGGCGGGAAACGCUUGCGGUGUCUAUUCCUGGUGGCCGUGGUGUUCGGCGUCACCUUCAUGACGAUGACGCUCUACCGCGAGCCCGAGUUCGUGUCCCUCGACGGCGAGCUGCUCCGCCCCGCCCACUACUACCAUCUCCACUCCGACAGCCGGUUCACCAUCAAUACCAACGGCUGCACGAUACCUGCGCUGCGCCCAUUCGACGACAGCAUCAAGAAAUUUAUUGAACCCCCGAGGCACUUAAAAAAAUGUCAGCAUAUGCACACUUCCCUCCUAGCUAACAACGCUACGCACAUAUGGAUCAACAAGAAUAACUUACACCACUAUAACUUGUCUAAGGAUUUCAAUAUUUCGUGCUGCUACAAGGCCUUCUACCGACCCAACGCGAUCGCGGACAUCACGUCGUACCACGUCGACGACCGCGUCAAGUACCACGAGUGUAUCGAGUUCCUUGAUGUAAUAGAAGCGCUGGAUGAAUUUGUUAGAGUGUCUUGUUAUGACAACAUGGUUGAAAAGGAUUCCCUUAUAUUUGAGGAUUUUUUCAUAUUUGCGCCAAAGAAAGUCUUGAUAUCGGAUAAUAUAAACAACGUUACGCAAAAUCAAUCAGCAUAUAACGUGAUCAUUUUAGGCAUUGAUUCAGUAUCGAGAUUGAAUUUCUACAGAACAAUGCCAAGGACAUUAGAGUUCCUUAGGAAUAAAGGAGCAAUUGAAUUAUUUGGCUAUAAUAAAAUUGGUGACAAUACUUUUCCAAACCUCGCCGCGAUGCUACUGGGUGUCAAAGACACGGAGUUAAAACGGAUGUGUUGGCCAAGUCCAAGACAUACUUUCGACAACUGUCCGUUCGUUUGGGACUGGUACAAGGAGAAUGGGUUCUACACGGCGUUCGGCGAGGACAGCGCCUACCUCGGCACCUUCAACUUCGUGCGGCACGGCUUCGCCGCCACGCCCACCGACUACUACCUGCACACCUUCAUACGCGAGGCCGAGAUGCACGUAGGGAAUAACAAAGAUUUCAAUUCUUACAUAUGCAUGGGAAAGAAGUACGCAUAUAAGGUUUUAUUAGAUUAUGUUGAAAGCCUAACGAGAACUCUGCGGUCUUCCAAAUUAUUUGGAUUUUUUUGGGAAGUGACUAUGAGCCACGAUUAUUUAAACAACCCGAAAUCUAUGGAUAUUAAUUAUGAAAACUUUUUAAAGAAGCUUGAUGAAUCUAAAUAUUUAGAUGAUACUGUUAUUAUCAUGUUAAGUGACCAUGGUAUAAGAUGGGGUAAUUUCAGGUUAACGAAACAAGGCCGGCUAGAGGAACGUUUGCCGUUCGUGCAUAUCCUACUGCCUCCAUCCUUCCAAAGGAAUUAUAGUAUGGCAUAUCAUAAUAUACAACUUAAUAGUAAGCAUUUGACAACACCAUUUGAUAUGUUUGCAACGAUAUCGGACUUAGCAAACCUAGAGUCUAUUAGAAAUGAGAAAAUUUCGGCUAGAAAUAAACAGAAUUAUGCGGAUAACCGAAGUAUAAGCCUAUUCCUGCCUAUACCAAAAAAUCGGACGUGCAAGACGGCCGGAAUAGAUGACCACUGGUGUACGUGUCACAAAGACCGGUCGCUGUCCAUAGAAAGCGAUGAAGCGAAGGAUGCUGCACAGUUUAUAGUGACGCAUAUAAACGAGUUGCUAAUUGGACAUUCUGAAUGCGCGCGUUUGUCGCUGGCUAACAUAGUGGACGUGCGAGAGAUGGAGGCGGGCACGCCGGCGAUGGACGAAGAGGGAUGGCGGGAGUUGCUGGUGCUGGUGCGGACGGCGCCCGGCGGCGGCGUGUUCGAGGCCACGCUCCGGCGCAGCGUACGCGGCUCCGGCGCCUACACCACCACCGAGGACGCCGCCGCCGACUGGUCGCUCGCCGGAUCCGUGAGCAGACUCAACCUCUACGGCGACCAGAGCCGCUGCGUUAACAGUUACAUACUAAAACUAUAUUGUGUUUGCUUGACAGAAACUGUUACGUUUUAGCAGAAAAUGUAAGUGCUGUGAUAUUAUUAGUAGUAUGCUAAAUGUUCAUUCCAUAUAACAUUAGAAAAAUGUUGUAUCCUAUUAGAUACCAUAGGAAAUCAAAUAUGGCACCUAGGUAAAUACCUACCUAAUUUAGAUUUGAUGAUACUAAAAUAGAUUUUUAAUAAGGGUUCCUACUUGAUUACGGAACCCUAAAAUUGUGACUUCCUCUACAAUCUACGGUUUAAUUAAUUUUGAGUAGUUCACAUACUCAUAUGCUUACCCGUACUUUUCAUUGAAUAAUUUAAUAAAUUAAAUUGUAGACGAAUAAAGGCUCAAUCAGGACUUCAAAUUAUGUAGGUGUCUAGUCUAUAUGAAUGGUAUGUCGGCAGCGAUCGUAAAGUUCCUGUGUAUUAUUUUGACGGUAGUCACAUUAAACCAAUGUAUAGGUAGGUAUAGGGUAUAGGUUCGUUAGGUUGCUUCAGAUGCCCGAAGGGCAAACUAUCCAGAAAUAACUCCACAAAUAACUCGGGGAACGAGACAAUGAUUUUCAUCUGGCGGAUUUUACGAUUAGCCGGAGACAUAUACAUAUAGGUAUCAUUUUGAAAUUGAUAUGUAACUACCAUGACCCGGUAGCUGUGCGCAUGUGCAUGUGCUUUAGUUUCUGUUCAAAAUAAUAUAUAUGAUAUUAGGUACUACGACGAAUAGGUACGACGACGAAAGUUUACAUAUUCACAUCAUCUAUCUUAAAUUAAUAAUUUAAUACUCUAAUUAAGUACAGUGAAGGUCAUAAAUAUGUGUAUUGUUAUGAAAUAGUCACCUGAUAUUAAAUGCAAGCUAAUGUACCUACCUAUUAAGUAGGUAUAGUUACUUACUAAUUAAUAGUCGCUUAAGUAUAUAUCUUGGUACCUAUGUACACGAAGAUACUUAUGUCCGUUUCAUCUAAAUGCAGGUUUAAACCAUACCGAAAUAAAUGUGGCUUUCCGUCAGGGAAGUGCUGUCCUUGUGCUUCAGGGGCAAAAGGUCCUUAUUGCACUACAAGCAAAAGGAAAGCAAAUGGAAAGCCACAAAUAUCCAGUCCACAGGAUAAAUAAAAUUGCAGUAAAUUACAAUCUACUUUUAAGUAAAUUUUGCUGAUGUUUCUUGACGCUCGAAUUGGGAUGCGUGAGUAGGUAUAGGUACUUACCUACUUAACUUUUCCGUUUAAGAAACUUAUUAUUUAAGACUGUAAUUUCACAUAUCAAAAUUAUAUCAAACACUUAGUACUUAUCCAAUAAGCGUAUGCGUCUUUGCUCUAAAGUCUAAACCACACAAUUAUGCGAGCGCGAAGAUUAUUGGAAUUAAUACUAAAUUGGUGUUCAUUUUUGUUUCGGAGUAAGAUUUAUUUAUGAUGUAGCUUACAUUUGUAAAUUGUACCUAAUCUUUGAAUUAUACAUAUACUUGAAUAUGCGUUAGCAUGCUGCUAUGAAGAAUUUUUCUGCAUAUCAUGGAAAAUAGAAAUUAAUUCGCGCUACGAGCUGCUACGCAACGGAGCCUCGGGAUUCAGGGGGUUGGUGCGCAGCAUAUCCGUUCCUGUAACAUUAGCAAUGGGAGUAUGUCAUAAUAGAUAAUUAUUGACUUUUUAUAGGUUUAGAUAAUUAUAGGUUUAUGUGUGAUUGCUGCACUUUUUUUAAAUAAUAGUAAUAAUACUAUCUUACAAAUACGUGAAAGUAGAGCCAAGGAUUAUUAUUAUUAUUUGUAUCUCCGUUACAAAUUAUUAUUAUUAUUAUUGAAUUACCUACUUUGGCUUAAGUAUUUUCCAAAAUGAAUAGACAGAAUAAUAUAUGACAAAUAAGGUUUAUUUAUAUUAGAUAUUAAGUGUUAAGUGCUAAUGGCUGAUCUUUAGAAGCUAUGGCCAUUAAAUCUAGUGCUAUUUGGAAUGAACUAUCAGUAUUGCCUAGUUUAAGUGCAUUCUUAAAACAAUCUAUUUUUGCUCAAAGGUUCUAUUUCUUCAAUGUGAAUAGGGUACCUACAUAAACAAGGCUAGGAAGGAUUUCUUAAUCUCUUGAUAAUUAAUUGAUAAUCGGAUGUCCCAAAGUUCCGUGAAUUUUGUAAUACAUUGAAUAUAUACGUACCUACCAUUAAUCUGCACGUGGUUUUUUGUUUAAGUGGGUACCUACAUUAUUUUAAAAUUCGUUUGAAUAGAUACAGCCACGUAUUGUAAAACCAUUAUAAAUGGUAUCAUCAAGUCAACAUCAUGUUGGUACAAAAACCUAAUAAUUAUCCUAAGUCUAAAUAUUAACACUAAUGUUUAUGACAAUGUAUAAGUAUGUUAUUGUAAAUCCAUCUCUGGAUCAUCCUUGAAUUAUGUAGGUAUCUUACAGUACAAUAUGGUGCUACUUUACUGCACUAGUGCGAUAAUUAGCACUUUAAAAUCUUGUACGAUACACAUGCGAAUAGGUAAUUCGCAACUCGUAUCGAUUUAAAACACCCCUCUCAGUCGUGUUUUAAUUUAUCGCCACUCGCUGCGAAAUUCCUACUUUUUGCACUUGUAUCGUAAUGUAGGUACCUAUAGGUACCUACUAUUCUUCGAGACCAACUUGGAGCACCGAGCACCCUAUUUUUUACGUGGUGUGUGCGUAUGGUAAUGUGGGAAUCUGGUAUUGCAACCCACUAAGUCUUCCAGAAAAGAUAUUUCAUAAUAGACGUAAUUAACGGCUUUUAAUCUCCCAUUAAAACUUAUUUAAGUAGUGCUCUUGUCGUGUUUUUGGGAAUUAUGCGUCCCGUAGAAAGGCCUACUCUAUGAAAUAUUAGUAAUCUAGGUAUUCUAAAUAACGAGUCUAUAUCUAUCGACACAUAUCUCAUUCCCAUGUAUAAAUAUAUUGGGGUUUAAUAGUACUUAAGUUAUAUGUGUUGCCAUGGUUUAUGAGUUAAGUAGAGCAGUGGUGGCCGAGUGGAUAUGACGUCUGACUUUCAAUCCGGAGGUCGCGGGUUCAAAUCCUGGCUCGUACCAAUGAGUUUUUCGAAACUUAUGUACGAAAUAUCAUUUGAUAUUUACCACUAGCUUUUCGGUGAAGGAAAACAUCGUGAGGAAACCUGCAUACAUAGCUGCGAAGAAAUUCAAAGGUGUAUGUGAAGUCCCCAAUCCGCAUUGGGCUAGCGUGGGGACUAUAGCCCAAGCCCUCUCGCGCAUGAGAGGAGGCCUGUGCCCAGCAGUGGGACGUAUAUGGCUGAGAUGAUGAUGAUGAUGAGUUAAGUUAAGAAAGAAUAAGGGAGAUAGCUGGGUCAGUAUUAAUUUGUAUGUGUAAGACCUAGCUAUAGCGGUACCUACAUAAUAGGCCUGUUGCAAGUAACAAAGAAUCACGGAAAUAAUUGUUUCAAAGAAACAUAUAUGUUAAUAUGAUUCUAAAAAAUGGCCCAAUCUCAGUAUAAACUGAAGGAUUAUUAAUAUAUUCAAUAAAAUAAAACUGCAAAAUUCUCCAAUCGGCCAUUAUUAUUGAAACGCCAAUCAGAAGCGUUCCAAACAGUGACGUCAUCAAUCCAUAACAUAUUUCUUAGAGCAACAUAGACAACCUCAUUGACCGAAAUCCAUACGUUCUCACCAAAGAGUUCGAAGGUGCAAAUAAUGUUAUUUCACCACCAAACAUUUAUUACGUCCAAAAAAUAUUAUUACACGAUAUAAAGGAGAUAUCUAUUUGUUAUUAUCUAAAUAAAAUGCGAAAUAAUACGAUAUUUCACCAACAAACUUUUUUAAUUAUUUGGCUGAAUGGAACUAUCAUUGCCAUGUUGGCUGUCGUAACUAGAAAAAAUGAAAAAUUAAAAAGUAAAACCUUUUCACUCAAAAUUUACAUGUAUCUAAAUAAUUAAUUUUAAAUUGCAACCGUGUGAGAGUUAUUGUGUAAAAUGAGUUAUUGUGAUACAUUUUUGUAAUGUAUAUAUCACCCCUAAUCGUAAUAUAUGGUGCUGAAUUAACAAUAUCAUUCGGAUUCAAGGGAAAUUCGUAACUGUAAGUAUGUAAACAAUGUCUACCACCAUACCACCAACUAAAUGGUGACGUCACAAAUGUCGUGCGAGGCGUUUUCGCGCGAGUUUUAAACUAGCUAUAAUAAAAUGCAAUUAUUUAUGUUAAAUCUUAUGAAUAUAGCUGAAAUAUUGUGUUUUUCGGAACCAAUACAAGUGUACCGACAAUAAUAAAAGGGAUUUCAAAAUUUGUCAUCAGGCCUAUUAUAAAAUUUAUACUUAUGAACUUAUUGAUUUAUGUCUGAAAUAGCGUAACGUGGCCGGGUGAUUUUAAGGUUAAAUUCCGUUUUCGUUAUCAAUUCUUUUGGAGCUGCUGUCUUCACAGUAUUCGGUAAGUACUCCAUAUUAUUUGUAUGGCGUAAAGAACUUUAUGAACACUUUGGAUGCUACCUACUUACUAUACGACGCUGACUGUACCUAGAGAGCUUAUACCACAGAAUAAUUAAUAGUACUACCGUACAGAAAGGAAACUUCCUACAAAAACGAAGUUUGACAGCGGUUCAGGGUCGAAUCAUGCUGUCCCUUUCUAAUAUAUGGCACUAUCCCUUUCGGCUAUUUAGGGUUGUCAAAAAUCAAGUGAUUAUCUUAUCUGUGGUCGUGCACGCAAAAGGAAGUCAAGUGGUGCCAACCCUAAUAAUUGCUCGGAGCAAUGCUGAGCCGAGCGGAGCCGAGUUUGACCGAAGUCAGGAGUUUCGCACCCCUGCUUAUACCUACUUACCUACGAAUGACAGUGGUCUCUAUGACAGUUCCUUACAAAGUUUAUUUUGGAUGGGUUUAAUUUAUCUAUAUAUAUAAAACAAAGUCGUGUUUGUUCCAGCGUCCAUAACCCGAGAACGGCUGGACCGAUUUUCAUGGUUUUUGAUUUGUUGGAUUAGUCUCGGCCCAGAAUAGCAGAAUAACUGUUAAAACCAUUGAAAAAAUUGACGAAAACAAAAUAAUGAAAGAAAAAUCAUUCCCAUACAAAAUGUUCCUAGGUAUCUUACCUGUCAAACAUUUGAUGUUCAUCCCGUCGAUACGGUAAAAGCCCCUGCUACACGGCAGCCGACAAGCCUACUAACCGUCUGACCUUGGUCUGUCCUUGGUGUGUGGGUCCGUCUGAGUUGUCUGGCUAGACGGUGGCAAACCACAGUGUGUUCAGAACUCGCGGACGGACAACACGUAUUGCAAGCGCACAAAAUGGCCCCUAACCUUUCAGAAAGUUGGCGUGGCAUUAGUACCUACUCAGUGGCGUAUGGCCCUAAGGGCGGCGUAUGCCACCCCUGGCGGAUUGCAUUUUGUUUUUCUUCCUUCACUUCUGGGGCGGCAAAACUUAUUGGCCGGGGCGCCAAAUUUCAUAUUAACCUACCUACUCAUACUAGUGCAAUGACAAAAAAAUAAGUUUUUGGCAAAAAAAUCAUAUUUGGUACAAGCUUUUAUCGCUGACUGUACUUUUCUUUCUAGAGGCAUCUAAUACUCGUCGAGACAAUUCUAAAAACCCCAAACACAAUUAGGUCGCGUUGUUCUAUCACAGGGUUCCUAUGGCCACCUCCUGUCUCCAUCAUCAGAUCAGCUCUAUGGUACCAUAAUAACGCAUUGUCACCCGACUUAUAUAUGUAUGCAAAUUUUCAGCUCCAUCGGAAACUAGAAAGUGGGUCUAAUUUAACUUGCAAGAUUUGACCCGUAAAAACAUGUUUACAUACUUACAUUAGGUAUAUUGCAAGUUAAUAAAAAGUUUGUAAAAAAAGAAAAGGGUAUAUGAAUGAAACGCUGGCUCAAAAAACGGCAUUUGUUGAGUCAUUUCAACUUAAUGAAUUCGCUGGACUACGCUACGGGGACAUACAUAACUUUCUGAGAAUGAAGAGGAAAGUAUUUGAUGAAUUAUUAGAAAUGCUACUGAGUACCCAUGGCAUGGCUAUUAACCACACGAGCGCACACGGCGCGUCCUUCAAGCGAAAUGGCCUAGUGCGGUCGGCGUCGGGCGGCUACACGGUUCCGGACCGACCGCUCAGACCGCGGUCGCUGGCGCGCGCUCGCAUGCCAAGGGCGUCCGGAGGUCAAACGAAAUUUUGUUGGUAACAACUGUCUACACGGUCCGGGACAGACCAAGGCCACGCGGUUUGGGGGCUUGUCGGCUGCCGUGUAGCAGGGGCUUUCCUCUUACCUCAAAUUAAAGAACGUAUUUAAAAAAGGGUUUCGAACCGACAAGAUAUAUCCACAAUAUUAGGAUUGCGCCGUAUUUGAGAUUUUAAAAUUUGUAAAAUAGUGACAGUAAUGACAACGGAUUGACAUAUUUAUAUUUAUGCAUGCACUAUAGUGAUGAGGCUAACCAUAAGGUUACAUCACGUUUGUCAAAUGUAGAAUGUAGUGAUUAUAAACGAAUUAGUCAAAUCGAUUUUAAUGCCGAUUUUUGCAACUUUGUAUUAUUAAAUAACCUUUCUUUCACAUCGAAUUUCAUUUUAUUGUCUUUUGGGUUUUGUUUUAAUUGUAUCGUUUUUUUUUUAGUCGAUUUUCAUCAACUUACGGAAAUAUCAUUUGAAUCCAUGGUAUAAUAAUAUACUCCGCCUGGUACUCCAUUCCGAGAUUCGCGUAUGACCUAACUGACACGGGCCUACGUCAUCAUGCUGUUUACAGGUUCUCAAACUUUAAAAUGUGGGAGAAUUUUAACCAACGGUGAAAAUUAUUUUAACGGCAUUAAUUUUAAGUUAUUCAUGUAGAAACAUAGUAAAAUAAAACAAAUCUAAUGUAUUAAAUUAAACUUUAUUUAUCUAUACAAGACAAACGUUUGAAAAACUAAUUCACAGUUACACAUUAAUUACCAAGCUUACGACGUGAAAAGUUUGGAAAACACUGCGACUACUGACACUGAGCGAGAAGGAAAUAACAAUUAACACGCGUUCGACAAGGAUGACGGUCAGGGCAUGAAGUUAUCUAGAUCCGAAUUGUCAAAUGUGACAGCGCUAUCCUGUGUUGCCAGUAAUGUAAACAGAAUUACCCGAACGUCUGAAAUUUCUUUCGUGAAUCGGAAGAUAUUGCUAACGAAUAAUUAAAAAUUGUGACGUAGGCCCGUGUCACUCUGGGAAUAGAAGACCAUGUUUUAUUAGACCAUGAUUUGAAUCGAAACGACAGACUUGACCACAGAUGAGAAUUAAUCGAAUAACUUUUUAUUCGACUAAUUAAUCGAAUAAAAAAGUUAAUCGUGAAAUUUAAUCGUCGAUUAAAUUAUUCGCGAUUAAUUUAGUAGACGAUUGAAAUUGAAUUAAUCUGAAUAUUAAUCGACUAAAUUUUCGAUUAAAUCUCGAUUGAAAGUUGACAGGGGGUCAUUUUUGUACGUAAAAAAAAAGAUGGCAACCAAACACUUUGUCAGAAAAGUCAAUCAUGGGUGUAGUUUUAUAGGUUUUAGGGAUUGCCGGUUUCGAAAACGAUAACUGUUUUGGAAUCCAAGAUGUCGACCGUGCACUUUGUCAUAAAAGUCGUCAUGGAUGUCGUUUUAUAUGUUUCAGGGAGUGCCGGUUUUGUAAAUGAUGACUGUUUUGGAAUCCAAGAUGUCUGCCGUGCACUUUGUCAUAAAAGUCAUCAUGGGUGUCGUUUUAUAGGUUUUAGGGAGUGCCGGUUUCGAAAAUAAUGACUAUUUCGGAAUCCGAGAUGUCUACCGUGCACUUGAUCAUAAAAGUCGUCAUGGAUGUCGUUUUAUAGGUUUUAGGAAGUGCAGAAUUCGAAAAUGAUGACUGUUUUGGAAUCCAAAUAUGUCUGACGUGCAGUUUGAUAUAAAAGUCAUCAUGGGUGUCGUUUUAUAGGUUUUAGGGAGUGCCGGUUUCGAAAAUGAUGACUGUUUUGGAAUCCAAGAUGUCUGCCGUGGACUUGUCAUAAAAGUCAUCAUGGUUGUCGUUUUAUAGGUUUUGGAGAGUGCCGGUUUCGAAAAUACUGACUAUUUUGGAAUCCGAGAUGUCUGCCGUGCACUUUGUUAUAAAAGUCGUCAUGGGUGUAGUUUUAUAGGUUUUAGGGAGAGCCGGUUUCGAAAAUAAUGACUCUUUUGGAAUCCAAGAUGUCUGCCGUGCACUUUGACAUAAAAGUCAUAAUGGAUGUCGUUUUAUAGGUUUUAGGGAGUGCAGAAUUCGAAAAUGAUGACUGCUUUGGAAUCCAAGAUGUCUGUCGUGCACUUUGACAUAUAAGUCAUCGUGGAUGUCGUUUUAUAUGUUUUAGGGACUGCAGAAUUCGAAAAU
Cydia splendana is the source of this 11713-nucleotide messenger RNA. RefSeq lists its product as uncharacterized. The transcript is spliced from 2 exons. The record is from RefSeq and is a predicted model, not a curated record. The coding region runs from base 1515 to 3536 and encodes 673 amino acids. Lineage: Eukaryota; Metazoa; Arthropoda; Insecta; Lepidoptera; Tortricidae.